AUGCGUGCAGCGGCCGAAGAUCUCUGCGGACCAGAUGCAGAGAAGCUAUACUCGAGUGAUACGCGCGACUUGCUGGCUUUCUUCGUGACGUUGAGGAGGCUGCUCCGAGAGUGCGGUGUUCACGACUUUACAUUCGCAGACCUUUACAAGCCGAACCACGCCCGCCUCGUCAAGAUUUUUUCGUAUAUGAUCAACUUUAUAAGAUUUCGCGAAUCCCAGACGGAGGUCAUCGACGAGCACUUCAACAAGUCGCAGCGUACGAAGCUGCGCAUCGAGCAACUCUACGAUGAGAAGGAAACAAAAGAGAUCCAGCUCGCGGAUCUGGAGCGGAACCGCAUCGCAACUCAGAGGCUGUUGCAAGAGAAAGAGAAGCGCUACAAUGAUCUAAAAAUGAGGCUCCGUGAGCUAGGCAAAGAACAAGAGGUGGUACAAGAGAAGGUAGCCCGCGCGAAGGAGCAACAACACAGUCUCAAGGCAAUCCUGCAAAAAAAAUACGAGGACAAAGAGAACAUCACUCGCGAGGUGUCGAAACUGAAGCCGUACACCGAGCAGAGCCCUACAGCACUCGAGGACGCUUUGCGUGAUUUGAACGAUCGUUUGCUUAACGACAAAUCGCAAAUCGAAUCGCUCGACCGCCGCGCACGCGCACUGCAAACCUCGAGUGAAGCAUUCGGAGUGGUAGCCGCUGAUGUCACAUCUUGCACGCGCUUGCUCACCGACGUCCAAGCCGACCUCGCUAAGGAAGAGGAAGAGCUUGCGAAAGCGUCGCGACAUGCGGAUGCGUUGACGGAUAGAAGUAACAACGUACGAGACAUCGAACGUCAAGAACGACUUCUACAGAAACAGCUCGGCAACGUUAAUGCGCGAAUGGAUAAGAUCAAGAAGAAAGCGGAUGACGAGGCUGAGGCAGCGCGCAAGAGGAUGGAGGAAUUGCACGAUACGCACACGCAGUUGACUAAGGAGCGCGGCGAAAAGGGUCGUGAUAUGGAGGAGAGGCGGGUCAAGAUUGAGCAGACUGAGAAGAAGAUGGCGCAACUCAAGGACAGCAUCGAGGCUGAGGUACACGCUGCCCAUGACGAGUACAUUAAGAUGGAAAGUCACAUCAAGCUGUAUAUCACGGAGAUGGAGCAGAGCAUCUAG
This is a messenger RNA of Didymosphaeria variabile, 1140 nucleotides long. RefSeq names its product kinetochore-associated Ndc80 complex subunit nuf2 (gene NUF2). Gene Ontology annotation, biological process: attachment of mitotic spindle microtubules to kinetochore; kinetochore organization; meiotic chromosome segregation. The coding region runs from base 1 to 1140 and encodes 379 amino acids. Gene Ontology annotation, cellular component: Ndc80 complex; kinetochore. The record is from RefSeq and is a predicted model, not a curated record. Gene Ontology annotation, molecular function: protein-containing complex binding. The transcript has 3 exons. NCBI's taxonomy places the organism in Eukaryota, Fungi, Ascomycota, Dothideomycetes, Pleosporales, Didymosphaeriaceae.